Dothidotthia symphoricarpi CBS 119687 is the source of this 1545-nucleotide messenger RNA. Its product is annotated as MFS general substrate transporter. NCBI's taxonomy places the organism in Eukaryota, Fungi, Ascomycota, Dothideomycetes, Pleosporales, Dothidotthiaceae. The transcript is spliced from 3 exons. Gene Ontology annotation, biological process: transmembrane transport. Gene Ontology annotation, cellular component: membrane. Bases 1 to 1545 code for a protein of 514 amino acids. Gene Ontology annotation, molecular function: transmembrane transporter activity. The record is from RefSeq and is a predicted model, not a curated record.
AUGGCCACUUUGUCCUACGCAGAGGAGAAGGGCACUGUCGAGAAGAUCGACUUUGUCUCUGACGCCUCUGAUGUCGAGGAUUCACGCAUCACAAACUUCACACCAGAGCAGCAAAAGAAGAUCAUUCGCAAGGUUGACAUGAGACUGAUCCCAACACUGGGGUUCAUGUACAUGGUCUCUCUGAUGGACAGGACCAAUCUGGGUGUCGCCGUGGUAGCUGGUAUGGGAGUCGAUCUCAAGCUCAUCGGCAACCGAUACAGUAUCAUCGUCUUGUUGUUCUUCAUCACCUACGUUUUGUGCCAGCCGCCUGCGACCGUCGUUCUGCGCAAGCUUGGUCCCCGCACCUUCCUGCCGGCGAUUGUCGUCAUCUGGGGUUCAGUCAUGAUUGGCUUUGGCUUCGUCAAGGAGUGGCACACUCUUAUUCCCCUCCGCCUGGUUCUCGGUAUUUUCGAGGCUGGUUUCUUCCCUGGCUCUGCAUACCUCCUCUCUUGCUGGUACCAACGCUAUGAGCUCCAGACGAGGAACUCCUUCUUCUUCAUGAUCGGCAUGUUGUCUUCUGCUUUCUCUGGUAUUCUCGGAUACGUCUUCUCGCUCCUCGAGGGUCAUGGUCACCAGUUCGCCUACUGGAUGGGCAGACACUUUGGCCCCACAAAGAAGGCACCAAAGACUCCUGUCAGCUUCGGUCCUGGACUGAGCGGCUGGCGCUGGAUCUUCAUCCUCCAGGGUGUUCUCACUGUCGUCAUUGGCUUGGUCGGCUGGUACUUCAUCGUCGACUUCCCUGAACUGGCCGCCAAACAGACCAAGUUCAGCAAGAAGUUCCUCGAGCAGGAAGAGGUUGACUUCAUCGUCGCCCGCAUCGAGGCAGACAGGAAGGAUGUCAUCCCAGAGGAGUUCAACACGGCCAAGUACCUUCGAGGUGCUCUCGACCUCAAGGUCUGGGGCUUCGCCUGGAUCUUCAUGAUGACCACCGUUACUACAUACGCCAUCGCGUACUUCCUCCCAAUUAUUCUAAAAGAUGGAAUGGGCUUCAACACCGCCAUGGCUAACAUUCUCAUCGCGCCUCCCUACCUCUUCGCCGCCAUCGUCAUGAUCACAUACGCCAGGAUCGGCGACAAGUACCACCUGCGCUCGCCCAUGAUCCACAUGAACGGCCUCUUCACCAUGAUCGGCCUCGCACUCAUGGGCUUCACCAAGAUCGUCGGCGUCCGCUACUUCGGCGUCUUCCUCGCCACCGCCGCCGUAAACUGCAACGUGCCCAUCAUCCUGACAUGGCAAGCCAACAACAUCCGCGGCCAGUGGAAACGCGCCCUAUGCUCCGCUACACUCGUCGGUGCCGGCGGCGUCGGUGGCAUCAUCGGCGGUACCGUCUUCAGGACCCAGGAUGCGCCCAACUACGUCCCCGGUAUCUCGGCCUGCAUGGGCGCUGGCGCACUCACUAUUGUCGUUACGGGGCUGUUGAACCUCAAGUUCUGGCGCGCGAACAAGCGCGCUGAUGCGGGUGGCAAGAUCAUCGAGGGCCUUCCUGGCUUCAGGUACACUCAGUAG